GCCAUGCUGCUGACGCGCGGGGCCGGCUCGAGCUCCUCGCUCCUCCGGGCCGCACUGGGCCUGGGGCCGAGGCCGGGGCCCGGGCCGGGAACGGGGAGGGCGGCGUCGGUGGCGCCCGGGCAGGGCUGGCUGCAGCCCGCGGGCUACGACACCGGCGUCAAGGUGUACAACAGCCUCACCCGGAGGAAGGACCCCUUGAUCGUGAGCAACGUGGACGCCGUCUCCUGGUAUUCCUGUGGACCAACUGUCUACGAUCACGCACACCUUGGCCACGCUUGCUCGUAUGUGAGAUUUGAUAUAAUUCGAAGGAUCCUAAGCAGGGUUUUCGGGUGCAACAUCAUCAUGGUGAUGGGAGUUACAGACGUGGAUGAUAAAAUAAUCAAGAGAGCCAAUGAGAUGAAUGUGUCACCUGCUUCUCUUGCCAAUCUUUAUGAAGAAGAUUUUAAACAGGACAUGGCGGCCUUGAAGGUUCUCCCGCCCACGGUGUACCUGAGGGUGACCGACAACAUCCCGCAGAUCAUUGCUUUCAUCGAAGGAAUAAUUGCUCGUGGGCAUGCUUACUCUACAGCAAAAGGCAACGUCUACUUCGACCUGCAGUCCAGAGGCGACAAGUACGGCAGGCUGGUCGGCGUGGCCCCGGGUCCUGUGGGAGAGCCAGUUGCCUCUGACAAGUGGCACCCCAGCGACUUUGCCCUGUGGAAGGCAGCGAAGCCCCAGGAGCCAGCUUGGGCCUCUCCCUGGGGAAACGGCAGGCUCGGCUGGCACAUCGAGUGUUCUACCAUCUGCAGCCUGGUGUUUGGAAGUCACUUGGACAUCCACUCGGGUGGGAUCGACUUGGCUUUCCCGCACCACGAGAACGAAAUCGCUCAGUGCGAGGCCUUCCAUCAGUGCCAGCAGUGGGGCAAUUACUUCCUGCAUGCUGGGCAUUUGCAUGUGAAAGGCAAAGAAAAAAUGUCCAAAUCCCUGAAGAACUACAUCACCAUUAAGGACUUCCUCCGGGCCGCCUCCCCCUACGUCUUCCGGCUCUUCUGCCUGCGGAGCGGCUACAGGUCAGCCGUGGACUACGGCGACGGCCCCCUGCUCGAGGCCCGGCGCCUGCUCCACGCCGUGGCCGCCUUCGCGGAGCACGCUCGCGCCUACAUGCGGGGCCAGCUGGCCGGCGGCCCCGUCCAGGAGGACGCGCUGUGGGAGAGCCUGGGCCACACCAAGGGGGCUGUGCAGGAUGCCUUAGCAGAUGACUUCAACAUGCGGGGGGCGGUGGACGCCAUCAUGGGCCUUGUCCACCAUGGGAACAGACAGCUCAAGGCGCCCUCAGAGGAGCCCGGUGGUCCCAGGAGCCCCGCCGUGUUUGGUGCCGUUGUGUCCUACGUGGAGCAGUUCUUUGAGAUGGUCGGCGUUUCCCUGGUGGACCGACAGUGUGCUGCAGGGGCUGGCGGCCUGGCCGCACUGCACAGCGUCGUGGAGGAGCUGGUCCGGUUCCGGCUGAAGGUCCGGCAGUUCGCCCUGGCCACGGGGGAGGCCUCUGGGGAGGCCCGGCGGCAGCAGCUCCUGGAGAGGCGGCCCCUACUGGAGGCGUGCGACGCACUGUGCAGGGACCUCGCCGCCCAUAGCGUCAGCAUCAAGGACAGGAGCAGCACGUCCACGUGGGAGCUACUGGACCCGAGGACAGAAGACCCCAAACCAGGGAGCUGAGGACUCAUGAAGCCCAGUCUGCCUUGAGUCCCGAUGAAAGCUUUAU
Molecule: messenger RNA, 1738 nt
Organism: Camelus dromedarius (Arabian camel)
Lineage: Eukaryota; Metazoa; Chordata; Mammalia; Artiodactyla; Camelidae
Product: cysteine--tRNA ligase, mitochondrial-like
Exons: 1
Coding region: 4-1692 (562 amino acids)
Biological process (GO): cysteinyl-tRNA aminoacylation
Cellular component (GO): cytoplasm
Molecular function (GO): cysteine-tRNA ligase activity; ATP binding
Source: RefSeq, a predicted model, not a curated record